CUUUAUCUAAUCUAUGAUUGUGAUAACCUAACCUCAAAUCGCAACACAAUAAACAAGUUGUAAUCGAGACGUUUAACAAAUUAAAUAAAUCGUUCAAAACAAGUAUUUUAGUGCGUGAAAAAAAUGUCGGGCCAAUUAAUUCAGUUUGUGAACUGCAAAAUAUUGCGCGAUCACAAGUUUAUCCUUGAUGAUUUUUGGGUGCGAGAUGGCAAAAUUGUCGAUCCAGAAAAAGUGUUUUUCGAUGAAAAAAUCAAAGCCGACAAACAAGUGGACUGCCAUGGAAACUUAAUCGUCCCCGGGUUCAUUGAUUUGCAAAUAAAUGGGGGGUUUGGGUACGAUUUUUCAACCGGUGACACUAAAAAAGCGCUAGAUGUAGUAUCGAAAGGUAUUUUGGCGCAUGGUGUGACUUCGUUCUGUCCCACAGUGGUCACCUCUCCAAUAGAGGUGUACCACAAGAUUCUGCCUUUGAUACGAAAAAAGAAAGGGGGAAAACAUGGGGCGGCUAUUUUAGGUUGUCAUUGUGAGGGGCCGUUUAUUAAUGUCGCUAAAAAUGGUGCUCACCCCCCUGAGUGCAUUUUGGAGUAUACUGAUGGUUUUAAAUCCAUAGAAGAGACCUAUGGUGAUAUAGAAAAUAUUAAUAUUUGUACAUUAGCCCCAGAGUUUAAUAAUUCAGAGGAAGUAAUUAAGGAAUUAAAGAAAAAAAAUAUUGUAGUAUCUUUAGGUCAUUCUAAAGCUAACCUUAAGGAUGGUGAGGAAGCAGUCAAAAAUGGGGCCACCUUAAUAACACACUUAUUUAAUGCUAUGUUGCCUUUUCAUCACCGAGAUCCAGGUCUGGUAGGCUUGCUAGCCAGCGAUAAAUGCGACACCAUUUACUUUGGUAUAAUCGCUGAUAAUAUUCAUACACAUCCAGCUGCACAAAGAAUCGCCUAUAGAGUUUGUCCAAAAGGUUUGAUACUUGUGACUGAUGCUAUUUCAGCGCUAGGUUUAAAUGAAGGUUCACAUAGUAUAGGGCAGUUAAAAAUAGAAAUAAGAAAUAAAAUGGCGUUUAUUGCGGGUACUAAUACAUUAUGUGGUAGUAUGGCUUGUCUGCUGGAAUGUGUUAGACUUUUUGUUGAAGCAACAGGAUGUACUAGAGAAUAUGCAUUUGAGGCAGCCAGUUUACAUCCAGCUAAAGUUUUGGGCAUAGAAAAUCAAAAAGGGACCUUAAAUUUUGAUUCUGAAGCUGAUUUUGUUAUUUUGGAUUCAGAUUUAAAUUUGGUUUCUACUUGGAUUGCUGGGGAGUGUGUUUAUGAAAAUUAAUUUUGAAAAUAUUUUUUUAAUAAAUUUUAAUGCGUGGCAAUAUAUUUUUAUAAAUCUAUUAUAAUAUUUUUUUAAUAAAAUGUUUUGAAAUUAUCACAAA
This is a messenger RNA of Brassicogethes aeneus, 1399 nucleotides long. The record is from the annotation of a GenBank genome assembly. Lineage: Eukaryota; Metazoa; Arthropoda; Insecta; Coleoptera; Nitidulidae.